AUGACGGCGGAGGAGAUCAAGGCGAAGGAGUCGGAGGACGUCGAGGAUGUCUCCUCUUCGGAUUCGGAGGGCGAGCAGGAGGACAAGGGAGACGGGUCCGGGCGCGGGCGCCAGAGCCGAUCCGAGAAGAAGGCUAGGAAGGCGGUGCAGAAGCUCGGCAUGAAGCUGGUCCCGGACGUGGACCGCGUGGCCAUCCGCAAGAGCAAGAACAUCAUCUUCAACAUCCGGAAGCCCGACGUGUACCGCGCGCCGGGCAGCGACACGUACGUCAUCUUCGGCGAGGCCAAGAUCGAGGACAUGUCGGCGCUGCAGGCGCAGGCCCAGCUGGAGCAGUUCAAGCAGGCCCAGGCGCAGGCCGCGCAGGCCGUCCAGCCGUCGACGGACGCCGCGGCUGGCGAGGAGGACGACGGCGAGGCGGUGGACGAGUCCGGGCUGGACCCCAAGGACGUGGACCUCAUCGUGCAGCAGGCGGGCGUGUCGCGCGCCAAGGCGGUCGGGGCGCUGCGGAAGACGGACGGGGAUAUCGUGUCGGCGAUCAUGGAACUGACGAUGUAG
Pedinophyceae sp. YPF-701 is the source of this 555-nucleotide messenger RNA. The record is from the annotation of a GenBank genome assembly. Lineage: Eukaryota; Viridiplantae; Chlorophyta; Pedinophyceae.